Haliotis rubra (blacklip abalone) is the source of this 1493-nucleotide messenger RNA. Its product is annotated as beta-1,4-galactosyltransferase 1-like. Gene Ontology annotation, biological process: glycosphingolipid biosynthetic process; carbohydrate metabolic process. The coding region runs from base 271 to 1161 and encodes 296 amino acids. The transcript has 8 exons. Gene Ontology annotation, molecular function: N-acetyl-beta-glucosaminyl-derivative 4-beta-N-acetylgalactosaminyltransferase activity. NCBI's taxonomy places the organism in Eukaryota, Metazoa, Mollusca, Gastropoda, Lepetellida, Haliotidae. The record is from RefSeq and is a predicted model, not a curated record.
UUCUGAAUGAACAAGCUGUGGUCCACUUCUACGUCACUAGAUCACGCGCUCGGCUCUCGGUGACAGACUGACGGAAACUAUGCAGGCUCUCAAAAAGAUCAUCUUCUGGAUUAGAUUUGGUAAAGUUGGGCCGGUGCAAACAAAACACCUGCUACUUGUUUCCCUGAUGGUUACCGUCAUUGUCCUGAUCGGCGAUAUCAACAUGGCCCCGGUGAAGCUUCGACACCCGGGACAGAUCCUUGUCAAGUUUAUGUCUUCCAGUAUUUGUUGAUGAGGACCCCUGACUUGACCCUGAAAGAUGACGACAUCAAAACUCCCGGGUUGUGUCCAAAGACAUCACCGCUUCUUGUUGGUGUAACUCCAGUGGAUGAAAGCCCUACCGAUCUGCAUCAUCUGAGUCAGACUUCCUCCUCAUCUUUCCGCCCAGGGGGACACUACAAGCCACCAGAUUGUGUGUCCCGAACGAAGACUGCUGUCAUUGUGGCCUACAGGAACAGGCAGCGCCACCUGGUGAUUCUCCUCAAUCACCUCAUCCCCUUCCUUGUCCGGCAGCAGGCAGAGUUCGCCAUCUUUGUUGUUGAACCGGUACCCAACGUUACGUUUAACAGAGCCCUCCUAAUGAACAUCGGCUUUUUGGAAGCUCUCAAGACGAACAACUUCACCUGCUUUAUUUUCCAUGAUGUGGAUCUCUUGCCGGUGACGGAUCACAAUCUCUACCGAUGUGGUUCCACGCCAAGACACAUGGCUGUGUCUAACAGCAAAUAUGACAAUGGUGGCGGAUUUCAUGCUUAUGCUGGUGGUGUCAUGGCGCUGUCGAAGGAUAUUUACUUGGACAUCAACGGACACUCAAACCUGUACUUCGGCUGGGGCGGAGAAGACGACGACUUGUUGUGCAGACUGGCUUAUAAAGGCUACAGGAUAUCCCGUUACUCCCGCAAGAUAGGGAGAUACAAGGCUGUGUACCACACCGAAGACAGGGGAAACAGUAUCAGCAAUACCAGGUACCAGUUGCUGUUUACGGCCGAGGAACGGAUGCAGUUAGAGGGAUUGCGGUCUUUGUCGUACAGAAAUGUGAAACAAGAGACCAGGCAGUUCUACACAUGGAUUUAUGUUGACAUAAAUGAGAAAUAUUACAGCAAACAUAUAGCUUUCUUUACGUAGAAAAGCCGAACAUCGUUCCGCGAGCAACAGUGCACAGUAACAGACACGAAGAAUACGAUGUGACCAGAUAGUGUCACAUAUGAUAUGAUCUCAACGUGUCACACCGAGAAGUGAGGUGCACUAUAUAUGUGACCCCCAUAGUGUCACCCUGAGAAGUGAAGGAUAUGAUGCGAACACACAGUGUCACACGGAGAAGUGAGGGAUAUGGUGUGAUCUCAUUGUGUCACACUGAGAAGUGAAGCAUACGAUAUUAUUACACUGCAUAUAUUUCUUCAUACAUUUUAUAUUUUCUACAAAUUAUUCAUAACAUAGGAAAUCUGUAUAGGUGCAAG